Messenger RNA from Funneliformis geosporum, 459 nucleotides. NCBI's taxonomy places the organism in Eukaryota, Fungi, Glomeromycota, Glomeromycetes, Glomerales, Glomeraceae. The record is from the annotation of a GenBank genome assembly.
AUGAAUGUUACUUUAAACCGUUUGGAUGUUAUCAAGAAAGAGCAUUGGUUUGACGAUCUUUCAUUCAAGCUGUGGAAAGUUGAUAUUCCUUUCAACAGAAUGAAUAUAAAGUUAGCCAAACUCGUUACUGACAAAAUUAAUAAUAUCAAGGAAGAUGUUGAAGGCUUAGAAAUGAAAGUUGCUAAUGAUAUUGAUGUCUUUGAUCUCUUUCUCAAUAAUGACGAAAAAAGUAUUCAUCUUAUCAUCGAACCACACAUCAGCUUCAAAGUUUGCACUGAAAAAAUGGAACUUGUACAAGAUGAUAUUAUCUGUAAUAAUUCUUCAGAGGGUGUAUUAAAUUUAUGCCUUAAAAUUUUCUAUAAUGAAGAAUAUUUGAGCUCAUUUAAAGAAUCAUCAGCUGAAAAUCAUGAAAAGCCCUCUAAGGAAAAUUUAAUGGUAUGUGAAGAUUUAGAUAUUUGA